ACGGAAAGAAAUUGUGUGUACUUCUCGUCGGGCUCAAAAUCAACAAAAAACAGAGGUUCCUGUUAUCCUGUAAACCUCGGAUCGUGUUGUCCCGGGACUGGCUUGCCCGGCGCCUUCCGCGACCAUGGAGAGAAAGAUAAAACUGAAAACGCUAAACGAACACAUCACCUGCGAAAUUUGCCGUGGAUAUUUCAUCGAUGCAACAACUGUCACGGAGUGUUUACAUACGUUUUGCAAGAGCUGCCUAGUGAAACAUUUGGAGGAAAAUAACACUUGCCCGACGUGUGAAAAUGUCAUCCACCAGAGCCAUCCGCUGCAGUACAUCAGCUUCGACCGAACAAUGCAGGAUAUCGUGUAUAAAUUGGUUCCAAAUCUUAUGGAAAAUGAAAUGCAACGCGAGCGAGAGUUUUACAAAUCCCGGGGCAUUCCUUGUCCAAAGGACAUGCCCCAAGUGCACGAAAGUGAUGAUAAGGCCAACGAACAAGCGCACCAGGAAGCGGACUACCACCGGCAGGACGAGCAGGUCAAUGUGUGCCUCGAGUGCAUGAGCGACAAGCUGCGUAACUUGAAGAGGCGGUUCAUACGGUGUAGUUCGCAAGCCACGAUUACGCAUCUGAAGAAAUUCCUCGCCAAAAAAGUACUGAACGGUAUUGACCGAUACAAAGAUAUCGACAUCCUGUGCAAUGAUGAGCUGUUGGGGAAAGACCACACGCUGAAAUUCGUGUACGUGACACGGUGGCGCUUUAAAGAUCCUCCAUUGCGAUUGCAAUUUCGCCCCCGUGUGGACAUCUAAACGUUGUUGGUGCUGGUACUUUGAGGAGGCCAAUUGGAAGGAAAGGGGUUGGAAUCAGUAUCUAUUUUAGAUACGAUUCUUUGGCCCGUUCUCGAUGUUGCAAUUCGUACAGUAAGCAGGAGGUGUCGUGUAGAUAAUGUGUGUACCGUGGAAGAAGUGCACCUUUUCAAUUCGGUCAGUUGGGAACUAGUGUGCACUAGCUUGGUGAUAUCAGGAAGGUUUUAAGCAGGCACGGCGGGGGACCACGGAUGGUGGAUUUGGUUAAUCGCUCUUCCGUUAUGCAGAACAAACACAUGAAGGAACAAAUAGAUCACAUUUUUCAGAAGGCAAAGGGAAAGAGAGAGAGAGAAAGCGAGGACUAGAAAAGCUUUUUUGCUAUAGAUAUAAAUGUUUAUGAGUUAUUUAACCGAACCGAUGUAUAUAUUGAAUGGGCACUUCUGGCAUCCAGAAUAUGUUAUGAUGGAUGUUCGUGGAAGUUUCAAAAAGGAAGCCAGUGCCGUACAGUGCCGACAGAAUGGAACAAAUGUGUAGCAAAAAUGAGACACUUAGCAUCAUGCUAGAGUGUCUAAUAAUUCUCAAUUUAUGAAAAGGUGACAUGAAGAAGGAAAAGGUCACCCAAGCAUUAAUGUAGAAAGAUGAUCUGUAUAAGUAUUAAAAUAAAUUUAUAUGAUAAAAA
Molecule: messenger RNA, 1469 nt
Organism: Anopheles coustani
Lineage: Eukaryota; Metazoa; Arthropoda; Insecta; Diptera; Culicidae
Gene: l(3)73Ah
Product: polycomb group RING finger protein 3
Exons: 4
Coding region: 125-793 (222 amino acids)
Biological process (GO): regulation of transcription by RNA polymerase II
Cellular component (GO): PRC1 complex
Source: RefSeq, a predicted model, not a curated record